AUGUUUUAUUCUUGCAAAAGAUUCUUUUUACCUGUUGUUGUCGGGCUAAUUAUUCGGCCUCCGGGCGUGCAUGGUUAUACCAUCCCAAUCGGAGAACGAUCUAUUGAAAGCCCACGCACAGACUACCUGUUGAAAGCGAAAGCUGCGGUGACUACCUUACAACAAUGGUAUAACACAACCAGCGGAUUGUGGGACACGACUGGAUGGUGGAACAGCGCCAAUUGCUUGACAAUGUUAGCUGACCUGACCGCUAUUGAUUCUUCCAUGAUUCACACAACCGUUCCAGUAUUUGAGAAUACGUUUGUCAAAGCUCAGCAAUAUAACUUCUCAACCUCGCAGGUCAAUGAACCCUCUGUCGGGCCUCCGAAUGGUUUUAUCAAUCAAUAUUACGACGAUGAAGGUUGGUGGGCGCUUGGUUGGAUCAAAGUGUUCGACCUGGUCCACGACCCGAAAUACCUUUCGAUGGCUGCGGACAUUUUCAAAGACAUGACAACAGGCUGGGGUGCCACCUGCGGCGGUGUUUGGUGGAAUAAAAACCAUACUCAGAACGGGGCUAUUGAGAACGAGCUCUUUCUUAGCGUCGCAGCCCACCUCGCCAACAGAAUGCCCGAUAAAAACUAUUACCUGGAUUGGGCCUUGAAGGAAUGGACUUGGUUCAAGAGAAGUGGGAUGAUCAACGCACAAAACAAUAUCAAUAACGGUCUUGACUUAACGACGUGUGAGAACGACAAUGGAACGAUCUGGUCAUAUAACCAGGGUGUUAUUCUUGGUGGCCUCGUUGAGCUUUCCCGGGCGUUGCCAGAUGAGUCCUCCUAUUUGAAGAUGGCCAAGAAUAUCGCCACUGCUGCCUUAGAAGUGCUCACUGAUUCAAAUGGCAUCCUACACGAUCCUUGUGAGCCAAAUUGUGGCGCUGAUGGAUCUCAAUUCAAGGGAAUCUUCUUGCGGAAUGUUCAGGAUUUAUAUGGAGCUUCUUCAAGUGAACAGCUGAAGUCAUUCGUCGAGAGAAAUGCAGAUAGCAUCUGGAUCAACGACCGGGGCGUUGAUAACGAGCUUGAUAUUUUAUGGUCGGGCCCGUUCACGGGUGGUGCUAAUGCAUCAACGCAAAGUUCUGCGUGCGAUGCUUUGGUAGCAGCUGUAGGCGUCCAAAGCCCUAAGCACGCGUGA
This is a messenger RNA of Penicillium riverlandense, 1164 nucleotides long. Its product is annotated as Six-hairpin glycosidase. NCBI's taxonomy places the organism in Eukaryota, Fungi, Ascomycota, Eurotiomycetes, Eurotiales, Aspergillaceae. Gene Ontology annotation, biological process: carbohydrate metabolic process. The coding region runs from base 1 to 1164 and encodes 387 amino acids. The transcript has a single exon. The record is from RefSeq and is a predicted model, not a curated record.